AUGUGGCAUGUGUUUUACCUUGUGGAUAUGUUUGGUGCAGGAACUGAUACCACCCUUGCAGUCCUAGAUUGGGCUAUGACAGAACUCUUGAGGCACCCCAAUGUGAUGCAGAAACUACAAGUUGAGGUGAGAAGCAUGGCUAGGGAUAAGACUCACAUAAAUGAGGAGGAUUUGAGUGGCAUGUCUUACUUAAAAGCAGUGAUUAAAGAAAUUCUUAGAUUACAUCCUCCAUCUCCCAUAAUGAUUCCAAGGGAAUCCAUGCAAGACACCAAAGUGAUGGGCUAUGACAUUGCAAUUGGCACACAAGUACUAGUGAUGUGA
Molecule: messenger RNA, 321 nt
Organism: Sphenostylis stenocarpa
Lineage: Eukaryota; Viridiplantae; Streptophyta; Magnoliopsida; Fabales; Fabaceae
Source: the annotation of a GenBank genome assembly